This is a messenger RNA of Colletotrichum godetiae, 1440 nucleotides long. RefSeq names its product major facilitator superfamily domain-containing protein. Gene Ontology annotation, biological process: transmembrane transport. Gene Ontology annotation, cellular component: membrane. The coding region runs from base 1 to 1440 and encodes 479 amino acids. The record is from RefSeq and is a predicted model, not a curated record. The transcript is spliced from 8 exons. Lineage: Eukaryota; Fungi; Ascomycota; Sordariomycetes; Glomerellales; Glomerellaceae. Gene Ontology annotation, molecular function: transmembrane transporter activity.
AUGGCCGUGUUGAGCGGCAAAGGCGGCCCGCUUGAGGUUGAGCAUGAUGAAAAGUCGGUCAAGGGCAAGGCCGUUGUCUCUGGCGAUUACUCCGGCGCUCAAGAAAAGACAGACCCAGCUGAAAUUGCCCUCGUCCGGAAGCUAGAUCGCAAGAUUAUGCCGAUCCUCUGGGCAAUGUAUUUCAUGAACUACCUCGACCGGAAUGCUCUCCCACAAGCUCGAUUGAAUACGCUGGAAGAGGAUCUGAGACUCAAAGGAGUUGAAUACAAUACUGCCAUCUCUAUCCUAUUCGUUGGAUACCUUCUGAUGCAAGUACCCUCAAAUAUGUUUCUUACACGUACGAGACCAUCAAUCUACAUGUCAACAUGUAUGAUUGGUUGGGCCGCUAUCUCUGCUGCCACUGCGGGCGUCAAGAACUACAGUGGUUUGGUCGCCUGCCGAUUUUUCCUUGGAUUUGUGGAAGCACCCUUUUACCCAGGUGCCCUUUAUCUUCUGUCGAUCUUCUACACGCGGAAAGAGCUUGCAACUAGGAUCUCCGUCCUUUACACCGGUCAAGUUGUCAGUACCGGCUGCUCAGGUCUGAUUGCUGCUGCGACUUUCAGUACUUUGGAUCAAGUCAAGGGAAUUGCAGGUUGGAAAUGGCUUUUCAUCAUUGAGGGCUCGGUCACCGCAUUAAUUGCCGUCUUCGGCUUCUUUUUGCUUCCUGACGACCCCUCUGUUACCCGAUGGCUUACCGAGGAUGAGAGACAGCUCGCUGUUGAACGCAUUCGUCGUGACACUGUUGGUAGACAAGAGCGUGGCUCUACCAUGGAUGGUCUCAAGCAGGCUUUGAAAGAUCCCAAAACUUGGCUGUUCUGCGCCUGCCAGAAUUUCCACAUUUCUGCGGUCAGCUUCAAUGCAUACUUCCCGACCCUUGUGCGUACUAUGGGCUUCAAGUCGACUACGGCUCUUCUCCUAACGGCUCCUCCCUACUUCGUCUCCGGUUUUCUUGGUAUUCCAUUCGCAUGGUCGAGCGGAAGAUUAAACGAGAGAACCUGGCACAUCACAGCUGGUCUAUCUCUUGCAGUCGUCGGAUUCGCCAUGACGAUUGGGACUACUAACAACGCCGUCAGAUACGCAGCGACUUUCUUAUAUGCGACAGGUGCCUACUCCGUAGGAUCUCCCAUCUUGGGGUGGGUCAGCGAUACCUUGUCGCAGACGCCUGAGAAGAAAGCUGUUGCAUACUCUUUAGUCAACGUCACAGCCAAUUUGGCGUACAUCUAUUGCGCCUACCUUUGGCCCACGUCGGAUGGGCCCAGGUACAUAAUCGGCUUCUCGUGCAUGAUUGGCUUUGCCGUUGCAAGCAUCAUAUGUGCGUGGGCGAUGAGGUUCUGGUUGAUGAGCAUCAACAGGAAGCUCAGGGAGAGUGAGGAUGAGAACGUGAAGCUCUAUGCUUACUGA